AUGCAGCAGUGCAGCACCCUAAACAGCGGCUGCUGCUGCUGCGAAGCAGCAGCAGCAACUGCAGCUGCGCCGAAGCAGCAACGACGGCAAACAGCAGCAGCAGCACGGGCAGCAACUACAGCAAAUUCAGCAGCAGCAGCAGCAGCAAAGGCAUCAAGUACAGCGGCAGCGGCAAAAGCACCAAGCACAACAGCAGCAGCAGCGGCAAAAGCACCAAGCACAACAGCAGCAGCAGCCGCAGCAAAGGCUCCAAGCGCAGCAGCAGCAGCAGACUACAAACAGCAGCAGACUACAAACACACCUGCAGCCGUAGCAAACGCAUCAAACACACCAGCAGCAACAGCAGCAGCAGCAGCAGCAGCAGCAGGACCUGGCUUUGACUGGGGGACGGCCAAGAAGAUUAGCAGCUGCGUAAACCUGGCCAGGUCCUUCAAAACCCAAACAGUUUGCUGCGCAAGUUCUCUUGUGGGGCAGAGACACAGGGCCUGA
Molecule: messenger RNA, 489 nt
Organism: Eimeria tenella
Lineage: Eukaryota; Apicomplexa; Conoidasida; Eucoccidiorida; Eimeriidae
Exons: 1
Coding region: 1-489 (162 amino acids)
Source: RefSeq, a predicted model, not a curated record